Molecule: messenger RNA, 8414 nt
Organism: Choloepus didactylus (southern two-toed sloth)
Lineage: Eukaryota; Metazoa; Chordata; Mammalia; Pilosa; Megalonychidae
Product: RNA-binding protein 14
Exons: 3
Coding region: 121-2130 (669 amino acids)
Biological process (GO): mRNA splicing, via spliceosome
Cellular component (GO): nuclear speck; cytosol
Molecular function (GO): zinc ion binding; mRNA binding
Source: RefSeq, a predicted model, not a curated record
CUGCGCGGCGGGGUUCUCGGUCGCCAGCCAUUCCUGGGGAGGACUGUCGGUCGGUCGGUCGUCUCGCCUGUCGCUGGAGGAGAGGUCCCGACCCUCCGGGAGGGCGGCUACGGCGGUAAAAUGAAGAUAUUCGUGGGCAACGUCGACGGGGCGGAUACGACGCCGGAGGAGCUAGCCGCCCUCUUCGCGCCCUACGGCACGGUCAUGAGCUGCGCCGUCAUGAAACAGUUCGCCUUCGUGCACAUGCGCGAGGCCCCGGGCGCCCUGCGCGCCAUCGAGGCCCUGCACGGCCACGAGCUGCGGCCGGGGCGCGCGCUCGUGGUGGAGAUGUCGCGCCCACGGCCUCUAAACACUUGGAAGAUUUUCGUGGGUAAUGUGUCGGCUGCGUGCACAAGCCAGGAACUGCGCAGCCUCUUCGAGCGCCGCGGACGCGUCAUCGAGUGUGACGUGGUGAAAGACUACGCGUUUGUUCACAUGGAGAAUGAAGCAGAUGCCAAAGCCGCCAUCGCGCAGCUCAACGGCAAAGAAGUGAAGGGCAAGCGCAUCAACGUGGAACUCUCAACCAAGGGUCAGAAGAAGGGGCCUGGCCUGGCUAUCCAGUCUGGGGACAAGACCAAGAAACCAGGGGCUGGGGAUACGGCAUUCCCUGGAACUGGUGGCUUCUCUGCCACCUUCGACUACCAGCAGGCUUUUGGCAACAGCACUGGUGGCUUUGAUGGGCAAGCCCGUCAGCCCACGCCACCCUUCUUUGGUCGCGACCGCAGCCCCCUGCGCCGUUCACCACCCCGAGCCUCUUAUGUGGCUCCUCUGACGGCCCAACCAGCCACUUACCGGGCCCAGCCCUCAGUGUCGCUGGGAGCUGCCUACAGGGCUCAGCCUUCUGCCUCUUUGGGUGUUGGCUAUCGGACUCAGCCCAUGACAGCCCAGGCAGCCUCUUACCGUGCUCAGCCCUCUGUCUCCCUCGGGGCCCCGUAUAGGGGCCAGCUGGCUAGCCCUGGCUCCCAGUCUGCUGCAGCAUCCUCGCUCGGCCCUUAUGGUGGAGCUCAGGCCUCGGCCUCUGCCCUCUCCUCCUAUGGGGGUCAGCCAGCCGCGGCCUCCUCACUCAACUCCUAUGGGGCUCAGGGCUCCUCCCUGGCCUCCUAUGGUAACCAGCCAUCCUCUUACGGCGCCCAGGCUGCUUCUUCCUACGGGGUUCGGGCGGCUGCCUCCUCCUACAACACCCAGGGAGCAGCUUCCUCCCUAGGUUCCUAUGGGGCCCAGGCAGCCUCCUAUGGGGCCCAGUCUGCCGCCUCCUCGCUGGCUUACGGGGCUCAGGCAGCUUCUUACAAUGCCCAGCCCUCAGCCUCUUACAAUGCCCAGUCUGCCCCGUAUGCUGCACAACAGGCUGCUUCUUACUCUUCCCAGCCUGCUGCCUAUGUGGCACAGCCUGCCACAGCUGCUGCCUAUGCCGGCCAGCCAGCUGCCUACGCUGCUCAAGCCACUACCCCGAUGACUGGCUCCUAUGGGGCCCAGCCGGUUGUCCAGACCCAGCUGAAUAGUUAUGGGGCUCAAGCAUCAAUGGGUCUGUCAGGCUCUUACGGGGCUCAGUCGGCUGCUGCGGCCACUGGCUCCUACGGUGCCGCGGCUGCCUACGGGGCCCAGCCUUCCGCCGCCCUGGCAGCUCCGUACCGCACUCAGUCAUCUGCCUCGUUGGCUGCUUCCUAUGCUGCCCAGCAGCAUCCCCAGGCUGCUGCCUCCUACCGUGGUCAGCCAGGCAGUGCCUACGACGGGGCAGGUCAGCCGUCUGCAGCCUACCUGUCCAUGUCCCAGGGGGCCGUUGCCAACGCCAACAGCACCCCGCCGCCCUAUGAGCGUACCCGCCUCUCCCCACCCCGGGCCAGCUACGACGAUCCCUACAAAAAGGCUGUCGCCAUGUCGAAAAGGUAUGGUUCCGACCGGCGUUUAGCCGAGCUCUCUGAUUACCGCCGUUUAUCAGAGUCGCAGCUUUCGUUCCGCCGCUCGCCGACAAAGUCCUCGCUGGAUUACCGUCGCCUGCCCGAUGCCCAUUCCGAUUACGCACGCUAUUCGGGCUCCUAUAAUGAUUACCUGCGGGCAGCUCAGAUGCACUCUGGCUACCAGCGCCGCAUGUAGGGCCAUCCUCGGGGUGGGGGACCACAGGGAGGACAGAAGAGGUGGGGUAGGGUACAGAUCCAGCUUAUAAUCACUCUGGCCCAUAUCUCUCCCGUUUGCGGUUUUUCAUCCCCUCUACCAUGUGGGCCUUCCCCAGGAGAUUUGAUCCUUUUGGGUGUUCGGCAGUAACCUACUUUGUUCCUUCGCCUCAGCAGCAAAUCUUGCCACUGGCUCUAGAUCUGCGGUUUCCCCUUUCCCCUGCCUCCCAUUUCCCCAGAAUGGGAAUUUCUUUUAUGUUUUUAUUUUUUCCUGUUUCCCUUUUAUUUUUGUGCGCGAUAUUUAAGGUCUUAUGGAUGGGGAAGCAACCUGCAGUUGAGGUCGGCGGCGCCUUUUUCUUUUUAGAUGCAAGGGAGGCUAGGAAAGGGUUAGCUUAACCUUUUCCUGUGCGCCAUGCUGUGCCAGCAGUCCAGGGGCCCUGAGUUUGUCCCUCUGUAGACUGUGUGAGGCUGGGUUCCUGUUGGGGCAGUCAUUUGGUUUAUGUCCAAGUCCCCACUGACCACUGAUGUUCUAGCUGAUGUUGAGCGGCACAGUCCCACUUCCCCAUCUCCCCAAGUAGGUGGUGUUAGAAAACCUUAAUUUUUUUUCCCUUUUGUAUGGACUACAAAUAAAACUUGGGGCAAUUUGCAGUUUGGAAACCUGGUUGUCAUUGUCUUGAUUGCACUCAGUUUCAGAGGAGCCAGUUAUGACAUCCAGGAAGACAUGACAGCUAAAGGGAGGGCGACCAGAGAGCCCAGGGUGGGUGAGGAAAGAGGGUUGAAUGGGGAAUUAGAGUUGAUUUAUUUCCUGCCCAGAGGGAUUUUAUUCGUCGUCAUCCUAGCCUGUCAUCUUUAGGACUGAGGAGUCCAGAUCACAUUGUGUGGACUUUUUGGUCCUCAGAUUGAAAUAAUCACACCAAAAGGCCACAAAUUUAUUGCCCAUUUUCCUCUGCCUGUGCUCGACCAUUUUUCCUGACUUUUCUCCAGCUAAACAACCUGUGCUUCCAGCAGGGUGAUUCUGGGGUUUGGCUUUUCAAGUGAGGCAGCCAGCAGUGGGGAAUGGGCUGCUUGUAUGUUCACAAGGGCUGGUGGAUCCUGCUGGCAGUGGGCUCAAGUGAGUGGUGGGGCUGGGACCCGAAGAGGAGCCGGUAGUGGGGUGGGGGUGACGCCAGCGUCCACUGCCUGUGGUUGGAUGAAGGAGGGGCGGGGACGAUUGGAAGCAGGUAUGGGGAUUCUGGCCAUAGACCUGAUGUUUCGCUUGUUGAACUUCACCGUGGAGCGUCUGUCCUGCGUCCUGUGAACCCCUGCCAUCACAGUCACCUGAAAUUCCUCUCCCUGUCCCCAUUUGUUAGGGUGUUCAGAUGUCUUCUUGCUGGGUUUAUAUUUGAAGAUGUCAUGAUAAACUCUGGGAAGGGAGUGGGAUAUAAACAUAGCCAAUUAGGGAUGCUGGGGCUGGGUGAGCAGUUGAUUCUUCCUGUGCUUUUAUUCCAGGUCUGGGGGUUGAGAAGACCUGGGGGAAAAAUACAGUAGUUCCAGCUGGGAUGGGCCAGAGGCUUGUGCUUAAUGAUGGGUGAAUGGAAGAAAACUGGUGUGGUGGUUGGGUGGGGUGAUAACAGGAAAACUUGUCGAGUGUUCCUUUGGAAAAAGUGGGUUUUGAGGCUUGAUUUGGGAGCUUGCUGGGGCAGGGUGGCUUUGGGGAUGUGUAUGUGAAUCAAGUGGAAUUUGAAAAAAAAGUGGUUUUUUCUCUGCCUUCUUCACUGGCUGCUUGUGAUGAACUUGCCUGUGUAAAAGUAGUUGUCCCCAGAUGUUCUCUUAACCUCUGCCCAGUGGACAAAAAUACACUCUUUACAGCCAUGAGCUCUUGAAGAUGCUAACAGGGAAUCCCAGAGAGUAUUGGGGCCCUACCCCAAUACCCAGUACUUUCUUUCCUUGCUUCUCCUGCUCACUGCUUUGCCUUUAGAUAUUUUGCUGUUCCUUUUCAUUUCUUGACAAGAUGGGGGAAGGAUGGGAGGAGCAUUUAGAUAGGAUUCUUGUCACUUUUCUAUAGUGAGGGUGGGGUGAUCUGAGUGUCAAGCUUAGAAGUCUAGCUUUGGUUAUUAACCCUGGAAAACAAAGGGUUGAUUUUGGGGCUGUGACUGUGGCCUGUGUAUUUGUAAUACUUCUUUCUGUCAAUGUGGCUUUGUGUCAUCUUCCUUUCUCUCCAGUGAGGAUUCUGCUACUGUCCUAGUUCCACAACUCCUGUGAAAAACAGCUCACUGUACUCUCCGGGCCAGUGUUGAUGUCCUUUAUUGCAGCCCAAGCCUUUCAGAGUGACCUGGCCUGGAAGAUCACUCUAAUUGCCUGUCAUUUGUAGGUCCUGAUGCCCUGGCUGCCUCAGCCCUCAGGCUUCUUGUUUAAGCCAGAACGAGCACCAAGCUAAAUCAGUUGUCAUUUUCCUCUUUUGCAGAUUAAAAAUCUCCCUCCCGUCUUUAAACUUAAGUUAAUGCCAUCUGUGUUGAUCUAGCCCAUUCCUCCUUUGCUUUUCUUGGAUUUCUGACUUCCCAAGUCCUAUAACUUGGGGAAGGUUGGGUUGUGUGAAUUGGAGGACAGAUAUUUAAUGUUUGUGGGGGGGAAAGGGGAUGGGGAAUAAGGAGUCUUAGUGUACCUCCAGACCACCACAGCUUCUACACCUUUCACCUCUGCCUCUUAGCCUUCAUGUGGAGUUUUAGAUGGUUUGUUGCUGGAACAAGACCACAGAGAGACUUCUAGUCUCGUCAACCUGCCCUCUUCAGAGGUUUGGACCUUGUUUCAAAUUCUGUCUGGGGCCCCAUCCCUUCUGUCUUGGGGCCCCAUCCCUUGAUGUCAGCAAGGGGUCAGCCUCUUUGGGUAGGGUGCCAUGCCCAUCAGUUAAGCUCUGCUAAGUCCGUGUACCCGUUACUGGUUUUCCAGGCAUUUUGUUCUACCAGCCCCAUCUAUCCAGCCAAGUAAGUGGACGGUAAUGUCAGAUUGGUGAGGUCAUAAUGAAAAUAGAUUUCCUAGAUUCCUGGAAUAGUAUUGCAAGACAGGUGUGGGUAAUAGAGAAGAGAAGAUGGAUUGCAUAUGGGAAAUUUGUGUUCACCUAAAUUCUGUAGUACCAUUUAGGUCAUGAAGGGCCAGAAUCUAGUGUUCCAGAAAAAAAAGUUUUUAAAAUGAUUUCAGGUCUAGCUCUUAAAUCAUUUGAAAUACUGAGUGUUGGCAGUGCUCAGGUAGCUGAGCCUUUGGGUUGAUCUUGAGGAGUUUUCAGUCUGGGGAGGCAGAACCUACCUCAAUGAACCAGUUAUAGUUAAUAAACGUAUAUUACAAUUAGGAAAGUUGAGGUUAUAGGUUAAGUAACUUUUCUUAAGAUCACAAGCCUAGAAAAUGGUGAAACUAGGAAUUAGACCAGCUAUUCAAACAAUCCGGGGAUUUGUAAUCAUGCUAAGGUACUGUUGGGAGAAUCAAAUGGGAACUUGACAAAUAUAUGGAUGGAUGGAUGGAUGGAUGGAUGGAUAGAUAGAUAGUCAUUUUAUAGAUAGUCACUGUUCAUUAAAUGCUUACCAUUCCAUUAUUAGAAAGAGCACUGAGGAGGUUGGGGUGGCCAGAGGAGCACAAAUCGGGACUUUGGAUGUAGGUGUGAGUUCAGCACAUAAUGAAUAAUUUGAAGGUGGUGAAUUUUUGUAAUGACUGGCACUUAGGAAUGACUUGUAGGCCACUGGGCUAUACCACUUUUCGCUACCUCCAGUCUUGGGCAAAACUGUUGAGUGUCCAGGGAUCAGAUUCUUGUUGAUAUGGAAAAAGUUACUGUGUGGGUUAGGCAAUCUGUAAAGACAUUAAGAGGGAGGCUAAGAGGGUAUAUUUGGCUGCUUGGCAGGCCUAGUGAUUCCCUUUUGAACAUUCCUGGAGAAAUACUGGCUUUUAAUUGAGCCCUUAUCAGACCAGUAACUCAUUUCUGGACCAGGAGCCAAAGGUGGUAAUUCUAAGGACAACCCCUAAGGGUGUGAAACUAAUAUAUAUUGCUUAUUCAUGUGUAAGUAGUUUCCACUGACACCAGUGUUUAUCUCUAAAGUUGGAUUUAAAACAUCUUUCACCUUUCAGGAGUCAAGGCUUCAGGUUCUCUCAGUUAUGUAGGUAUGUUAUCCCCCUUUAAGAUCUACAGCCAGAAUAUAAAUUUAUGCAUGGUCCUUCCCGGCAAAACCUCAGCUUUCUGGAUGACUGGACAAGUCCCUUCAAACUCUUAGGGAUUUGGUAGUAUGCUCUCCAAAUUAAGACAUUGAAACGGCAUCUACAGUGUUCCAGAGAAGGUGCUUUUUAAACAUAUUCCAAUCUACCACAUUCUCUGUAGUUGGUGUGGAGAGUAAAGGUAGAGAAUUUGAGCCAGAUGUCUUUAAUUGGCCUUUCUAACUCUUGGUGUUUAAGGGGCGAACAUUAAACUCCUUUAGUACUGGUAAAAUACAAUUGGGUAAGUGAACAUUAGUGGGAGACACUCGAUAAUAAAUCUCUAAAGCUUCAUUUUGUCAGAUUUGCCAAGUUGGUGACCCUGGUGAUGAAAAAAGCUGUUUGCGUAGGUUACCCCUAAUUCUUGGGCAGCUGCAUUUCUGUUGAGGGAAACUGGAAAGUGAACUAGGUGGUAAUGAGUGUGAAGAGACUUGUUUUCAGUGUCCAGGUUCUUAAGCUGAUAUUGACUGACAAGUGAUUUACCUUCUUUUGGCUACAGGUAGUUAGCUCAUGCAUUCAUUCAUCCAUUUGUUAACUUAGUCAACAAAUGUUUGAAUGCCUGCCAUGUGCCAGGUGCAGUUCUAAUACUAGGGAUAUAAUAGUGAACAUGAACAUGUCCCUGCCUUGUAGGGAAAGUAUUUGCUGGGGGCAGUGGGGCAAGGAAAUGAAGAAACAAAAAGAAAUUCAAGUGGUGGUGGUAAGUAUUUGGAAAAAUGAAAUGGACUUUGUGGUAUAGAGUCCCAAGGGUUGGAGUGUGAGGGAUGUCUUGGGCGGUCAACAAAGGGCCUAGAGAAAGAACAUUCCAGUCCGAAUGAACCUGGGACCAAAAGGCCAGUGGCUGCAUAAUGGGAAGGGCGAGUAUUAAAUGGAUUGAGAGAUUGCAGCAAGAACCCAGGUAGGGUCUUAGGGUCCAGGAAGAGGUGUUUGGAUUUUUUUUUUUUUUUUUUAAUUACAGUGAAAAGCAGGGGGGGUGUGGUGGUGGUGACGACGACUGACGACAUGAUGUGGUUUACUCAGUUGGAUAAGCCUGCAAAGUGAAACAGCCAUAACUUGACCCAGUGGUCUUUCAGAAGGCAAAUCAAGUAACUAUACUUUUGGGGGGAAGGAGAGGACAGUUGUCUUGAUGUCUGCACAUUGACUUGAAACUGUGAUCCUGAUAAGGUUAUAUUCCCAGUCUCUCCCCUUUGGACCUGGAGAGAUUUCUCAGUUUCAUAGAAUGAGUUGACCUCAUAGGCUUUGGUAUUUUGAAAAAAAGUUUAUUUGCAGGGCUUUGGGGAUACAGAAUUCGAAGCAUCAGACCGAAAGGAGCUGAGGAUUUCAGUACCAGAUGUGUUUCCCUGUACAGGUUGAGUCGAGACCACCACCUAAUAGUGGCCCCCUCAGAAGGGCUGUGCCGCUGACUGUAACAUGGAAUUGGUUUUCUUCAUCACUGAUCCUGUGACUUUUACUGGGUCUCAGAGGUGCAUCAGAAUCCACAGUGAAAUGGACCAAGAUUAGUGAACACCACUUCUGUGAAUGUUGUAUUUUGACUUUUUUAGAUCCUCACCUUUUUCUGCCCUAGAAAAAGCUCUUGACCAGUUUUCUUCCACCAGAUUCCCGAAUCAUGUUGGGUUUCAAAACUCAGUGUUUUUUCCAGAACUCUGACAUCACUUUUCUUUUUAUCUCUUCUUGGGGAUGGGUGGGUGGGGUGCUUUGGAAGGUAGUAUGUUCUCCUGGCUGUCAUCGAUAUUCCUUUCGAUCAUUCUCAAACAGUUCACCGCUUUUAGCCUGCUUUGUUCAUGCUUUAAGUUCUACCCCGCACCCCUUGCCUUCAUAAUUCCCUCUUCAAAAGCUGCUUUGAAAAGGGUCUCCUUGACUUGAGUAAAAUUGCUUCCUCAAUGAAUACGUGAUUGUGUGAAGCCAAAGAAUGCGAAAGAAAUGUGAUGAGGGAGCCAGACCCUCUGGAGAAUGUUAAUUUGUAUUUUGUUUAUAGCUGACUGUGGCUUGGCUCUUCCCUCUGAGGUCGGUCCAGGGGUUUACAGCUCUUGCUGGUGGCGCCCAAUAAAGUAAAACAAAAAA